Messenger RNA from Ilex paraguariensis (yerba mate), 860 nucleotides. NCBI's taxonomy places the organism in Eukaryota, Viridiplantae, Streptophyta, Magnoliopsida, Aquifoliales, Aquifoliaceae. The record is from the annotation of a GenBank genome assembly.
AUCAUUUUGGUUCACCGUACUAAUGAAAUAUUUUACCUCCUGUUGUAGUGUUUGCCUAUAACUAUCGAUGUGGGGAUAAACAAUGAGCAGUUGUUGAAGGAUGAAUUCUACAUAGGGCUUAAACAAAUUAAGGAGGACAACCGGGAAGGUCAGUGCUAGAUACCGACCCAAUAGUUGACCAAAGUUUGAAGAAUUAUGUAUUCUCUUCAAUGUUGGUGCAGUAUUGACAGUUUUUCCUACCCCAGGAAUAUUAUGACUUUUUACAUGAAUUCAUGACUGCUGUUAAGCAAAUCAAUGGUGAAAACGUUCUGGUACAGUUUGAAGAUUUUGCAAAUUACAAUGCUUUUGAGCUGCUGGUGAAAUAUCGCACUACUCAUCUAGUCUUCAAUGAUGAUAUACAGGGUACAGCAGCUGUGGAUCUUGUAGGGCUUGUUGUAGCACUAAAGUUACUUGGUGUUUUCCUGGUUUUUUCUGUCGCCUUCCAAGCCAUUAAAUUGGCAGAGACUGGUAUAGCAGAGCUUAUAGCUCUUGAGAUGUCAAAACUGCAUAUUUUCCCUAUGUUUGGCUUUGGCUUGGUCAUCUCUGAUGCGAUUCAUGUCCAUGAUGAAAUGCUUCUUGUAGUGUAUGUCUCCAUUGAAAUAGCGGAAGCUUUGGUUGGUCAAGUAAUGGAUGAGCAUUUAGCUAAGGGCAUGAUUUACCCUCCAUUCACUAAUAUCAAAAAGAUCUCUGCUGUCAUUGCUGCUAAGGUAACUACUAAAGCAUAUGAACUUGGUGUGGCGACACAUCUCCCUCGACCUGAGAAUCUGGUGAAGUAUGCUGAAAGUUGUAUGUACACUCCUACUUACCAAACAUACCGUUGA